UAUAUGGUAGCUGCACAAAACUAUUGACUUCACAGUGGGUUUUUGACGUAAUGUAGUGUAUGUGCAGUCUGGAAGUCACUUGACACGGUGCAAGAUACUAUACGGUACUUGUUUCCACUUGGGUGCUCGAUACAGUAGUCACCAGUGUUGGCUGCCGCUGCAUUUUUGUGGUAUUUUCCCGGGCUCUUGUGAAAUAACACGGGUCCAUUUCACAGUGAGCUUUUAUCGACACCAGUACGUAAGCAGUUUCCUUUCUGAGCCACAGAUUUCAUUUCUUUGGAACGUGUGCUCAAAUAAACAUACGCACGUGUCUAAACAAAUCAUUGCCUGAUUUACAACUUUGGGUGGAAAUUACUGAAAUUAUUGGAGAAGAGAGUUCGGGCACUUUCGUAAAGUCACGUGUGUGUCUACAAGUUGUUAAACAAUAUAUUUUUUAGUGUCCCAACCCAGAACUUUGGACUUGAAGUUACGCUGAGGCAAGAAUAACUUUAAGACCUCCUAUUCUCAGGACAAACUAAGCACAGGAGUGCUUUGAGGAAAUCAUAUUUCGAAGUUAGAGUGCAUAGACGGCCUACCUCAGCAUCAUUGGACAACAAUGUGUAUUGUUCAACGGAUAGAGUCAACUAACUUGCGUAUGCUGUAAACGCACCAAGCACAGACCACGCGGGGUACAAGGCAAACUGUUUACACAGGAAUGUCUGUCAGUUAGCUGCCGAGAAUCAACGUUCUUCUCUGCAACUCUAACCAUUCCCAGUUGUGGUAUCUGCAACUCUUUCAUCAAAUCCUUAGACUGCUGUAUGUUUGUAUUCCACGCCAGUAUUAAGAACCACCCACUCACUGCCACAGCAGGCCGUGUUGUGAAUCAACGCUCACCGUACACCGUACUAUUGUGCCCGUGGACGGGCUAGACCACCGUGCUUUGACCACGGCUCCACCGGCACAAACGACGCGCAGCACGGUCGCCGUCAGCAUGGUGCAGAUGUGCGCCGGCUGUAAAGGUCCUAUCCUUGAUAGAUUUCUCCUCAAUGUGUUGGACAGACCAUGGCACGUCAAGUGCGUACAUUGCUGUGAAUGCAAAUCUAGACUGUCGGAGAAAUGUUUCUCAAGAGAAGGAAAACUCUUCUGUAAAGCUGAUUUCUUUAGAACGUAUGGCACAAAGUGUGCGGGGUGUUCAUUAGGAAUUCUACCCAGUGAUUUGGUGCGUCGAGCUCGCAAUAAAGUAUUCCAUCUUAACUGCUUCACAUGUAUGAUCUGUCGGAAACAGCUCUCAACUGGUGAAGAACUUUAUGUAGUCGACGAAAACCAGUUCAUUUGUAAAGAAGAUUACAUGAAUAAAACAUACGGUAAAGGUCCAGUGCCUGAUAUUAUGGAUUCAUACGGCGGACUUACACCGUGUGACACCAGUUUGACGGGUAGCCAGGACGAUUGUUCUACGGGGGACAUUUCCGGUAGUGAAGACCUUAUGGAUGCCGACAUGCCGGAACCCUCACCGGCCCCAUCCAACGCCCCUACAGAGGAUGGUGAGAGGACCAAAGAAUCAAACAAUAAUGACGGUAUUAAGAUCGAAAGAGACCGAGAUAGUGAAGGUGGGACAGGGGGUUCAACAGGAGGGGUGUCUGGUGCUAAGAGGAGGGGUCCAAGGACCACCAUUAAAGCUAAGCAGCUUGAGACUUUAAAGGCUGCCUUUGCGGCCACACCCAAGCCCACAAGACACAUACGAGAACAACUCGCUCAGGAGACGGGCCUUAACAUGAGAGUCAUUCAGGUUUGGUUUCAAAAUCGGAGAUCGAAAGAGAGAAGAAUGAAACAACUCAGCGCGCUAGGUGCAAGACGUCAUCACUUCUUUCGAAACCCAAGGCGCAUGCGCCCACUUCGAGGUCCGUAUGACGUAGAGAAUAACCCGGAUGUUAUGGGGAGUCCGCCAUUUAAUUACGACCACGACGGGGCACCAGGCGACUAUUACACACAAGGUUAUUAUGAUUUUUUCCCUGGUCACCAGCCGCCACCAGAUCACCAAGGUGAGCCAUUGGCCUACAUGGGUACCCAAGUCGCACAGCACAACCCACUUACAAGCCUGGAGCAACCCCUUCAUCAGAACAUGUCUGGCCUACCGCCAGAGGGAGCCCAGCAGUUUGGUAUUCCACACCCUAAGGAUAUGAGCCCGAGCCCAGAGCCACCUAUGACAAUGACACACAAUGGAGAAGGAUACCGGCAUAGUGACGGUAGAUUCAUCGUCACUAGAGCAGGAUUGCCUCAUGGAGGACCUUUGAAUGGGUACGGUAGAGGUAUGACACAAGAACUUGUCGGUGAGGUAUGGUGACGAUAGCCUCAUGUCAUGAGAAUAGACUGCCAUUAUAUAGAACUAAGAGGUUCCAGUGGUUCAGUGAGUUAUUACACUAAACACCGUACCAAAGAUGAAAGCCCGUAUUGGAGACCUCAAGGAAACAUCAUCACUACAUGAGGCACUGAAACUGAAUGCAUUUCCACUGGAGGCACUCUGUGUGAUCCUCAUGUUAACCCCGAAUAUCCUGCCUCGUUCAACUUGAAUCUUACCUCAAUGUCAUAAUGGAAUGAUCCAUUUCACAUCAGCUAUAAUUAUUCACACAUUGGAAAUCCAAACUGAGGUAUAUUCGACUUAACUAUCAGUCGCUUGCAGCCAGACACCAAAGGUUUUAAUUAAUGUAUGGAAUCUCUUCACAGGCUACCAUGGAAUGAUACCAGUGACUUUAAGAGACAUGCAGCAAUCUUGAAUUGAACCGUGAAGGGAAGUUGAGGUACCACCGGGGAAGCCUCACUCACAAUAAGGCACCUUAAGGUUGACUCACAAUGAGGCACAAUAAGGUUUACUCACGGUGAGGCAUCAUACGGUUUGGUUUACUCACGGUGAGACACCUUAACGUUAACUCGAGAUGGGGCACAUUAAGGUUUGGUUUACUCACGGUGAGGCACCUUAAGGUUUACUCACGGUGAGGUAUCAUAAGGUUGACUCACGAUGAGGCACAAAAAAUUUUACUCACGGUGAGGCAUCAUAAGGUUGACUCACGGUGAGGCAUCAAAAGGUUUACUCACGGUGAGGCAUCAUAAGGUUGACUCACGGUGAGGCACCUUAAGGUUUACUCACGGUGAGGCAUCAAAAGGUUUACUCACGGUGAGGCACCUUAAGGUUUACUCACGGUGAGGUAUCAUAAGGUUGACUCACGGUGAGGCACCUUAAGGUUUACUCACGGUGAGGUAUCAUAAGGUUGACUCACGGUGAGGCACCUUAAGGUUUACUCACGGUGAGGCAUCAUAAGGUUGACUCACGGUGAGGUAUCAAAAGGUUUACUCACGGUGAGGUAUCAUAAGGUUGACUCACGGUGAGGCAUCAAAAGGUUUACUCACGGUGAGGCAUCAUAAGGUUUUUGAGGCACCAUUAAGUUAUUUCGUGACAUAUUUCGCCAUCAGCGGCAUUUUGAAGUUGUAAUGUAUUAUUUAUUUUCGUCUAACUUAUCUGAAUAUUUGGUGGUGUAUCAAACAUUCCCGCCAAAACUUAGUGUUGGUCUCAAAGAAACUUGCGUUUAUUUCUUUGAGAAUCACUUUGAUUGACGUUAUGCCUUCUAUUUUCACUCAGCACAGUGCCACUUUAUAUUUACAACAACCGUUUCAAUAUUUUGUCUUGUUUUCUUGUUGCUCACUUCACUUUUUUUAAUAGUCCAAAUAUUGUAUAUAUUUGUCUCUUUGAAAUACCACGCAACUCAUUUGUAUAGAAGGGAGGCAAAGACAGGCAAACUAAACCUUCAAGAUGUCUACCGUCUCAAUGACAAGACCACUGAUUUCCCUGUUGCAUCCCCCACCUAGCCCCUCCCCUCUCCCACUACUUUGAGAAUGUAACUUUUUAAAGUUGUUAUAAAUUAUUCCAGUGUGAACCAAUUUUGGACCAAAUUUUACUAAGAAUCAGCAGAUCGUUUGCGUUGUCUAUAUGCAAUCAUUCCUUUUUGUUAUGUGGUUUUCAGAACCAUUCAUUCUAUUGUACGGAUGCGAUUGUUUGGUACAUGACUUAUUGCAACAUUUUAGACCAGGUGCAACUCCAUUCUGUAUCAGAGCACGAUACAUAAAGAGCUAAUGUCGUCUUUAGGGAAUAACUUGAAUUUUUAUAAAAGGUAAUGAGUGAUUACCAUGUGUAUUUUAAAAGGGGCAAUUAGGAUAUGCAAAUGAGUAUUCCGUUUUUGACUCGUCACAAUUCAAUUACCAAAAAGUGCAACGGACGAACGGUCUUUAGACAUUCAGUCUAAUUCUUAAUUCGUUUAAAUAAGAAUAGCGAAUAAUGGUUUAUGAAUCAACAAUGGCUUUGUGUUGAUUGAUGAGUGUUUCAAUUCAGCUAGGUCAAAGUAAGAACUAAAUGUCAGUGAAAGGUGUCUCGGAUAUGACAGCAUUUCAGACACAAAAUAGUUUCCAUUACAUGUCAUUUGUUGUUUUUUUAAGAAAGAACAAAAUUCAUAUUAAAAUCAUGCGCUUGCUUUUCGAGCAUGACCGCUGCCAAACAAUUUCUCUGAGAGAGCGAUCUAUUUGU
Molecule: messenger RNA, 4549 nt
Organism: Asterias rubens (European starfish)
Lineage: Eukaryota; Metazoa; Echinodermata; Asteroidea; Forcipulatida; Asteriidae
Product: LIM/homeobox protein Lhx5-like
Exons: 5
Coding region: 971-2320 (449 amino acids)
Biological process (GO): neuron differentiation; regulation of transcription by RNA polymerase II
Cellular component (GO): nucleus
Molecular function (GO): RNA polymerase II transcription regulatory region sequence-specific DNA binding; DNA-binding transcription factor activity, RNA polymerase II-specific
Source: RefSeq, a predicted model, not a curated record